CGAGAGGGCAUCAGGAUGGCUUUGUAUUGUACUGUCUUUGUGUUGUCAUUAACGGAACAUGAUUUGGCUGAUAACGAUAGCGAGCAUAGUGGGUGUUGCUCAGGCAGCUCAACUAACCGGAAGGGAACCCAUACCAAUCGUCAGUCAAGAUGUCGAAGUCAACUUUGACGGUACCUACAAAUCCUCGUACGAAACUGGUAACGGUAUAGCAGUCCAGGAGACUGGACAUUUGAAAAAUGCCGGAAACAAAGACGCUGAAGCGGAGGAAGUACAAGGUUCAUUUCAGUACACUGCACCCGAUGGAUCUCCAAUACUGAUACAGUACAUAGCAGACGAAAAUGGGUUCCAAGCUCAAGGAUCUCAUCUGCCCAUCGCACCCACACCUCCACCCAUCCCGGUAGCCAUUUUGCGUGCCCUGGAAUGGAACGCGGCUCAUCCAGAACAGGAAGAACCAUCCUCCAGGAAGUUCUAGUUCGAUGGACUUUGUGCUUACAAUAAAGGCCUGUGUUAUAAUUCUUUGUAUAUAAUAUGUUUCUACUGGGUUUUGUGCCAUGUACAAAAAUAAAUUGUUUAAUAAAA
This is a messenger RNA of Sitophilus oryzae (rice weevil), 579 nucleotides long. RefSeq names its product endocuticle structural glycoprotein SgAbd-2-like. Bases 59 to 472 code for a protein of 137 amino acids. The record is from RefSeq and is a predicted model, not a curated record. NCBI's taxonomy places the organism in Eukaryota, Metazoa, Arthropoda, Insecta, Coleoptera, Curculionidae. The transcript is spliced from 3 exons. Gene Ontology annotation, cellular component: chitin-based extracellular matrix. Gene Ontology annotation, molecular function: structural constituent of chitin-based larval cuticle.